CUUGCUCUCAGUUGUAUUCCGCAUUCGCGGUCGUUCGCACGUGUUCGCCCCUUAGCUCUGCAUCAGUGCCGCGCGCCGGUGAAUGGUUGAAAUAAACCGAUUCCUCAUCCCAUAGCUGGCUUCUCCUACUGUUACGUCGUAAGGAAAAGAGGAAAAUCAAACUUCGCGUAGAUCUGCACCGGGUAAAUCGUUCUUGUUUGUAGUGACGUAGUGGUUCUACAGUUUCGUGAUUCGAUGGCUAUAAAUAAAUCUCACCAGCAAGGCAUCGUUUUCUGGCAUGAAGUGAUUACAAUCAUGCCGUGUUACGGAUAGAGUUAUGGUAAACUCGCCAUGUCUGGUGCUAAACAGUGAAAGAAAUGUGGAUCGAUAAAAGUGACUACGACUCGGAUCGACUUGCUAAUGGAUAUGUGAUAAUUUCCUUGCUUAGCUGAGCGUCCUGAAUUGCAGUGAAUAAUUGUAUGAGUCACAUUGUAACAAUGCUUAAGUGCUAAUCAGUAUCAUUUUUGAAGAGAUAAGAGCACAUCAUCAACGGUGCACACAAGUGUAGCAUCGUAGCAUUCUCGGCAGUAGAAGGUGAUGAAUGAAGAAGCAUCGGGAAAACAACCAACACCGAGUCUGAACCGAAAAUCGCCAGUACAUCGCCUCAUCACAUACAACAGUGUGCAUCAUCAACGGCACGUCGGUAGCGUCGAGCCACACCGCAAACAUAGGUGGUACAUCUUGUGCCUGCCUAGUACAAAAAAAAAUAAGCCAAGCAUCACAUCGAAUUGGGCCUUACGGAAACCCAUUUACUGCUAGGAGGUGUUCGGUACUACCGCAGAAAGCGAAAACUGCGUAAAUUUUAUCCCAUCGCCUACGAAUUCCUUCGUAACUAGUCCACAGACCCCACCUUGGUUGGGUCUUUACCUCGCGCCGAAAGCUAUGAAUGAGGUGGUCGAGUGCAUCAAAUGCAUCUGCGGUUGCAACGAGCUGUCGCGAGAUCGCAUCAAAGAGAUACUGUGCAAAAGAAUUCACGGUUUUCUGAGUGAUGAAGCCGCAGUCGAUAUGUUCAAGAAGUUUAUUCCAGCUAAUUCCAUAACGCACAGAGAUAUCGCAAACAUUCAAAGAGCGAAAAAGUACCUAGAAAUGGACAUCGAUACCGAUUCCGACGAACUGGAAGAGUUUGCAGAGGAUCUGGAAGAGCACUUGGAAGAUGAGCUGAAGACAAAUUCCAAUACCAAAGAAGCACUGGAAAGGGUUAUUUUCGAAUAUAGUAAGAAAAUAGAAUCCUCAAAAGAUUACGAAAAUUUCAAAGCAAAUUUAAGAGAGAAAUACACAAGUAGGCCCAGGAGAAAGACUUGACUGGUAGCUUUAAAAACCAUGUAGAAAUGUAAAUGUUGAAUAAUCAUCAUUAAAUAUAUUUAUUCUCAA
Messenger RNA from Aedes albopictus (Asian tiger mosquito), 1410 nucleotides. RefSeq lists its product as uncharacterized. Lineage: Eukaryota; Metazoa; Arthropoda; Insecta; Diptera; Culicidae. The record is from RefSeq and is a predicted model, not a curated record. The transcript is spliced from 3 exons. The coding region runs from base 922 to 1341 and encodes 139 amino acids.